This is a messenger RNA of Drosophila serrata, 2380 nucleotides long. RefSeq names its product serum response factor blistered (gene bs). Lineage: Eukaryota; Metazoa; Arthropoda; Insecta; Diptera; Drosophilidae. Gene Ontology annotation, biological process: positive regulation of transcription by RNA polymerase II. The record is from RefSeq and is a predicted model, not a curated record. Gene Ontology annotation, molecular function: cis-regulatory region sequence-specific DNA binding; protein dimerization activity; DNA-binding transcription factor activity, RNA polymerase II-specific.
AGCUGUCAGUUUGCGAGCCGUGUGCGUGUGUGUGUGCGUGUGUGUUGCAAAACGUCGGCGUUGCACUUAAAAUUCGCGUUAAAUUUUGGUUAAAAAGCGUCCAAUUAAUUGGUUAUCUGGGGGAAUAAACCAGGCUGAGCAGUUAGCAGCCCCCCCCAGGCAGAGCCAGCCCAGAGCAGCGGCAGGGAAAACGCCAGCUAGCCAGCCAGCCAUCAGCCGAAUCGCGUUGUGUGCGCGGUGUGUGUUUUGUGUGUUAUUUUUGGAAUUAAAGAGCGAUCCGAUCCGAUCCGAGGCAGCGCGCAGGAAGGUGGCGGCUGGGAAAGUGUGCCGCGGCCGGAUCUACUCUCACAGCUACCGAAAAGGUAGCAAUAAUAGACGCGCGCGGUGCCUUGGAUUUCUACGGCUCCACGGUGGAGAACUUUUACCUCAGAAUGGAUCCGACGCGGGGCGACUCGCGCUACAACCUGAACUACUCGAUGAGUAGUAUCGGGCUGAGCCUCUCCGAUCCCUCGGACAUGUACGGCAACCCGGCGGUGGCCGCCCUGGGCGCCCGCCCGCCCUCCGGCGGCCUACUCCAAAGCAUGGGCGGCGGCGCAAGCGGCGGUGUACCGUCCAUGCAGCGGCCAAAUCCCGCUACCGGAGCCACAGCCGCCCAGUGCCAGACCCUACACAGCCCCCAGCACGCCUCCCAACAGCAGCAGCAGCAGCAGCAACAGCAACAACAGCAGCAGCAGCAGCAACACCAACAGCAGCAGCAGCAACAACAGCAGCAACAGCAACAUCGCGGCCUAAAGCGAUCGGGAAGCGAUUGCUAUGAGGAUCACCAUCGAUCCGCCGGCGGACUGACGCUCCAGGGACUCGAUAGCGUCGCCAGCAGCGCCGGCGGCGUCGAGGACAACGUGGAUGGCUAUAACCCGCUGCCCAACAAGAAGUCACCGCCCGCCAACGGCAAGAAGACAAAGGGACGUGUCAAAAUCAAAAUGGAAUACAUCGACAACAAGCUGCGUCGCUACACGACCUUCUCCAAGCGCAAGACGGGCAUCAUGAAGAAGGCCUACGAGCUAUCCACGUUGACCGGAACGCAGGUGAUGCUGCUGGUGGCCAGUGAAACGGGCCACGUGUACACAUUUGCCACGCGCAAGCUCCAGCCGAUGAUCACCUCGGAGGCGGGCAAACAGCUCAUCCAGACCUGCCUUAACUCACCGGAUCCGCCCAGCGUCGGUGGCGGCGAUCAACGGAUGUCGGCCACCGGCUUUGAGGAGACGGAGCUUAGCUACAACAUCGCCGAUGAGGACUCCAAAGAUGAGCGAUCACCGACUUCGUCGGGCAACGAAUCGGAUGAUUCCUCCGAUGUGGAGAUGCCUGGAGAGGUCUCAGAGGUUUCGUCUGCCGCCAAGCUGCCAGCUAGCAAAGUCGAAGCCACAGCGGUCUCAGCGCCGGCAGCCACUGCCACGGCAACCACAUCUGCAACAGUAGCUGCCUCCUCUUCGGGCUCCAAGCCGAUGCCAGCAUUGAACUAUCAGACUGAGAACGGACCCUCGACGUCCACAGCGGCUGCAACAGCGGUUGUAGCCGGCGGAGGAUCCGCGGCGGACAGCAGCAAGUAUGUCUAUCCGGCUGCCUCCUUUGCCAACAUACCCCAGAAGAUGCUGAGGCAACUGAUACAGACAGGACAUUUGCAGCUGCACGCCGAAGAGGAUGGCAAUCAGUAUGUGACCAUACCCCUAAGCUCCACAGCAGCCAACCUGAUCAAGAGCAAUAAGCUAUCGGUGGCCAAUAGUGGUGCAUCGGGGUCAGGAACUACAGCUACAGGAACCGCUGCCAAGUCAGAACCAAGUGCCGAGAAACCACUGACCAUCAAACAGGAAUACGAUUAGCCCCUCCUUACCAGCCACGUCCACUGCUUAUCCAAUACUGAGAACUGCGUUUAUCCACACACUUGCCCACAUCAAUUUGAAAGAUCAGCAGGACAUAACCCACACACUUAUACACACUCUCUGAAAGUCUAUCCAAAGUUUCGUUUCAUCAUCCAUCUAAUGAUGAUGAUGACGAUCGCCUGCUAAUUCUAAGUCAUACUAUAUCUACUAUAUCGUAUACAUACUAUUUUUUAUACCUAUACAACAAGAAAAAGUGAAGAAAUGAAAUGAAACCCUGAUCACAAUGCCCAGCGGCAUAUCUACGUAUGUAAGUUUUAAAAGUUUUGCAAGUUAUAAAUCGUAAAGGCAUUAAACUGAUAUAUCAAGAUGAAUUAUGAUCGAUGAUAAUGUUUGAAUGAGAAAUGGAAACAAGGAUGACGAUAUGGAUGUUCCUAAAACCGCAGAGAUCAUGUUGCUUUGUUACUAGUUUAUAUCGUUUUAUUAUACAAAAUACAGAAAAUAUA